AAUGAUUUCUAUAGCAAACGAAUUAUCAAAGUAUGGACACAAUAACUAUUUUAUACUAAAUAAUAAAAACUCACUAAAACUUUCCAAAAUGAACAAAACAUAAAUAUCCUUCCAAUGGACGAGGUCACACAAUUUAGUAAAACCUUUUCUGACGCACAGCACAAAAUAACAUCAAAACGAAUAUAUGUGAUAAGAAGGAUUUUGACUUUGAUUCCUCUGAUAUGUGAUAGAAUUCUGAAGAAUGAGAAAUGGAUCGAAUAACUGCAAGAGGUUAAUGCUAGUUUAGCUGUUAUUAAUGGACUAUUUCCGACCAAUUUUCUUACAAUAAUUGCCCGUCAAUUGUCAAUUCCAUUUGUUCUCACAGGAUCUGAGAUAUUUCCUAGUCUUCAUCGCAUUCCAUGGCUCCCCAGUGUUUUUCCAAAUAGUUUCAUCGGAUCCUCGAGCAAGAUGACAUAUUCGGAAAAGAUAGUCAGUGCUUUGGCUGCUAUCAUAGACUACACUAUUCCACCUAUUGGAGCACCUGCAUACAACGUUGGUGGCCUGGCUACAAAACAUUCAUUGCCUUUGAAGGGAGGGUUAUUGAAUUUCGUAAAUGCUUCUACGAAUGGAAUAAUUGUGGUGUCAUUUGGCAGAUAUAUGAAUGAUUUCGCUUCUGUUCAGCUAGAAAAGCUACAGAGCGCAUUGAAACAAAUAAAAUAUGAUGUUGUGUGGAGACAGAAGAAAACAUCAUUUUCUCAUAAGAAUAUUUAUAUAAGUGAUUGGGUACCACAAAAUGAUCUGCUUGGCCAUCCUAAAACUAAAUUAUUUGUUACUCAUUGUGGAAAUAGCGGUCAGUUUGAAGCUUUGUUCCAUGGUGUACCAAUGCUGGGAAUACCUUUAUUUGCAGACCAACAUUAUAACUCACGCAGAAUGACCGAAAAAGGGUACGGAUUGUCUUUAGAUAUAGAGAACUUUACCACGGAGGAAUUAAUAUAGAACAUAAAAAGAAAACUAAUUGAAAAUAUACCAUAUUCUGACAAAAUUAAAAGAG
Octopus bimaculoides (California two-spot octopus) is the source of this 1030-nucleotide messenger RNA. Its product is annotated as UDP-glucuronosyltransferase 2A3. Gene Ontology annotation, molecular function: UDP-glycosyltransferase activity. The record is from RefSeq and is a predicted model, not a curated record. NCBI's taxonomy places the organism in Eukaryota, Metazoa, Mollusca, Cephalopoda, Octopoda, Octopodidae.